GCGAGGGGAGGGGAGGGGAGCGCUGCGCCCGCCGCGCCUCCGCCGGUGCGUCAGUGUCGCGCGGGGGACGGUGCGGUACGGACGGUGCGAGCGGUGCGCGUGCCAUUGGACUUACGGAGCCGAGUGUUGACGACCGGUGGGACUGCGAGCGCGCCGCCAUGGCGCAGACCAGUCACAUGCUCAACAGCAGGAUGUUCCAGAAGCCGGAGCCGGUGCUGCCGCGCGCUGCGCUCCUCAAACCCAACAAGAAGGCGCGAGACCUGCCGAAUCAAGUACCUCCGCUCACCCCGGGCACCAACAAGAAGAUUGCCGACGCUCUGAUGGCCUCCUUCGACAACUGGAACAAAGAGCAGGAGAGGCGCAACAUACCCAAAGAUCCGCGGCAAUGGACCCAGAUGGAUGUCGUGCACUGGCUGUGCUGGGCCACAAACGAGUUCUGCAUGGAGGGUGUGGAAAUAGACAAAUUCAAUAUGACCGGACGCGAAAUGUGCGCGAUGGGCAAAGAUAACUUUUUGGAGCGAACUCCUCAGUGGAUGGGAGACAUUUUGUGGGAGCACUUGGAGAAUCUUCAGCGUGAGUGCGAGCAAGCCAAGGCGUCUCUGGAGAACAUCCCCACUAGUCUGUACGAGAGCGUGGCCGACCCGGAGCUACAUCGCUACCUGGACACGUGUGCCAAGCCGCCGCCGGCCCAGUUGACGCCCUCGCACGCGCUGGCGGCCACCCAGCCGCCGCCGGUGCCUCCCCAGUCGGUACCGACACCCAUGAACGGCAGUCCGGGCCCGCCGUGCGCGCCGGCGCCGGCACCCGCACACCUCCAGCACGGCCAGCACACACAGCCCUUCGGCGGUGCAUACGGAGCGCAGAUGGCCGAGCCGAUGCAGGGCAUGGGCGACGAGCCGCCGGCCUACGUGCCGCAGCACUACGAGCCCGAGUACCCGCACAUGGCCGACCCACACCACCCACCGUACGCCGAGUCCGGCUCGCCAGAGUUCUACCCGGCCUCGGGGCUGGAGCUCAAGUACCGGCCGCCGCACAAGCUCUACCCGCCCGCCUCGCGCUACGAGGGCUACGCCGACCACUACGGGCCGGGCGCGGGCGGCUUCGGCGGCGAGCAGCACUACCAGACUGUACCGCAGGCGGCCGAGUGGCACCCCGAGCUGAUGGGCCACGGGCCGCCGCACCCGGCCUUCCUGCCGCCGCACCACCGGGCUCUCGAUUCGCCGCUGCAAGCCGAGGUCAAACCGGGCAUGAUGACGCCGGGGUACCCGCAGGGGGGCGCCGGGCCCUGCUUCACCGGCUCCGGACCCAUCCAGCUGUGGCAGUUCCUGCUGGAGCUGCUGACGGACAAGUCGUGCCAGAACUUCAUCUCGUGGACCGGCGACGGCUGGGAGUUCAAGCUCACCGACCCGGACGAGGUGGCCAGAAGGUGGGGUAACCGCAAGAACAAGCCAAAGAUGAACUACGAGAAGUUGAGCCGGGGGCUGCGAUAUUACUAUGACAAGAAUAUCAUCCACAAGACGGCCGGCAAGCGCUACGUCUACCGGUUCGUCUGUGACCUGCAGAGCUUACUCGGGUACACCCCGGAGGAGUUGCACGCCAUGGUGGACCUGAAGCCGGACAAGAAGGAGGACGACUGAGCGUCCCCCUCCGGCCCUGCGCUCCCCUCUUCCAGUCCAAAGAUGGCGCCACCGGGCGCGCGGCGGGCGCGCCGGCCGGCCGCUCGGGCCUGGCGAACUGUACCUGAAGCGUUAGUUCGCGCGCCCGCCGCACCGCGGCGCCACCGGAGUGAACGGCUCCGGCCGAGUCAUCGGACCGUCUCAGCAAGAGAAGUGAUCUUAAAGGACUUAUUGUUUGACUAGUCUGCCGGUGGCCGGUCUGCGGCCGCCGGCCGUCGAACUGACCGAGUUUUGAUGAUUUUACGCGCUGACAUCGCACGUCAGUCCGCUGGCUGUCUGAGCAAGCCGCGGGGCGUGUUUUGAGUCGCUCCAGGCCCGGUCCUCCUCCACCGAAAUCUACCGUCUUUCGGGGAGGGACCACCGGCCGGGCGACUCAUGCUCAAGUCCGCCCGCGAUGCGGUGGAUGUGCUUUUCUACCGGUUUUGGCCGGCGCUGUAGCGGCGUUGUGAGGUUGUUCGGAGGCGUCGUGCCGGCGGCGGCGCCUCCUCUCAUGUUAUUCGGGCCUCGGUCGCCGAGUUCAUAGUGCCGGGCGGCGCGGGCCGCCGCUCUGGGUGGCCGCAGAUGCUGUGUUACUCCGCUUCGAGCCGCCGUGCCCGGUCAGUCAGAUCUGUUAUUUGUUGUCGGUGUCUCGGAGGUCCCUGUCGAUAUUGGACCCGCUCGGGCGCCACCCCUGUUUUCCACCGCGAGUUUCUACCUUUGACAGCGCUCCGUUCAGUCCGACGUGAUACAGGUGUGGUUAUUUAUUGCGGGCGCCGCGCCGCGCCGCGCCGCUCCGUCUUCCGGCCGGCGUGUGGCGCUCCGAGUGUUGUGAUCUCGCCGAGACCGGUCGUGUCGCCGCCGGCGGUCCCGGGGCCGCCCCCCUCCCCCCACCCCGACCGCCGACCCCUCCCCCCAGCGGCGACCGCCCAACUGCGAAGCAUUACUCCCAGGCUUAAUUACAUUUUGUUUACGCAUAUCAUUUGUUGAAAAUGAUGCCACAUAAAGUGCCUUGUACAUAUGACGUACGUGUGUAAUUAUUUUUGUAACCGAUAUGAUCAACCUGACAAAUUGUAGUAUUUGAGAGUGCAUUUGAGUGAAAAGUGAGAUGACAAAUAUAGACAUGUUGUAUCAACAAAUUGUUUGAAUACACGAGCUGCAAAUGUGCUAA
Molecule: messenger RNA, 2823 nt
Organism: Amphibalanus amphitrite
Lineage: Eukaryota; Metazoa; Arthropoda; Thecostraca; Balanomorpha; Balanidae
Product: protein C-ets-2-like
Exons: 7
Coding region: 159-1637 (492 amino acids)
Biological process (GO): regulation of transcription by RNA polymerase II; cell differentiation
Cellular component (GO): nucleus
Molecular function (GO): DNA-binding transcription factor activity, RNA polymerase II-specific; sequence-specific DNA binding
Source: RefSeq, a predicted model, not a curated record